This is a messenger RNA of Durotheca rogersii, 1977 nucleotides long. Its product is annotated as quinon protein alcohol dehydrogenase-like superfamily. The record is from RefSeq and is a predicted model, not a curated record. The coding region runs from base 187 to 1383 and encodes 398 amino acids. Gene Ontology annotation, biological process: TOR signaling; regulation of actin cytoskeleton organization. The transcript is spliced from 4 exons. Gene Ontology annotation, cellular component: TORC2 complex; TORC1 complex. Gene Ontology annotation, molecular function: protein binding. NCBI's taxonomy places the organism in Eukaryota, Fungi, Ascomycota, Sordariomycetes, Xylariales, Xylariaceae.
CCUAUCCGCUUAUCGACCAGACGGGUGGUGUUCCAUAGUGCAGCUUUCUUCCGUCACAACAACAACAUCAAUAUCACCACCAAACUCGACGCCCAAUGCGACAUCAAAUUGUCCCGCCACGCCGUAUUCCCCACCGCCAUCUAUCGGCUUGGCCUGUCAUCUUGACGGGCCAUCCAUGAAGCUACCAUGUCCGUCAUUCUCUGCACCGCCGGCUAUGACCACACCAUCAGAUUCUGGGAGGCGCUGUCGGGAAUCUGCUCCCGAACCAUCCAACAUCCGGACUCUCAGGUAAACCGACUAUGCAUCUCUCCCGACAAGCGAUUCCUAGCAGCGGCGGGCCACCACACCGUCAAGCUGUACGACAUCAAAUCGACAAACCCGAAUCCGCUACUCACUUUCGAGGGCCACACCGGGAAUGUCACCGGCGUCGCCUUUCACUGUGAGGGUAAGUGGAUGGUGACUAGCUCCGAGGAUGGCACGGUCAAGAUAUGGGAGACGCGCAGCGGUACCAUCCAGCGCAGCUACUCCCACGGCUCCGCCGCCAACGACGUCGUCAUCCACCCCAACCAGGGCGAGAUCAUUAGCUGCGACCGUGGUGGCAGUGUCCGCGUCUGGGACCUCGCCGAGAACAACUGCUCCCACCAGCUCAUCCCCGAGGAGGACGUCUCCGUCACUAGCGUCACCGUCGCCAGCGACGGCUCCCUCCUGUGCGCCGCAAAUAACGCUGGCAACGUCUUCGUCUGGCAGCUGAUCCAGAACCAAAACUACGACCGCACCAACCUCGUCCCCGUAACCCACUUCUCUGCGCACAAGGAGUAUAUCACGCGGAUUCUGCUCUCGCCCGACGUCAAGAAGCUCGCCACCUGCUCCGCCGACCACACUGCCAAGAUCUGGGAGGUCACUGUCUCGAGCAAUGCGAGCUCGCCGGACGAGACGGCCACCACCACCACCGACAGGUCCGAACUGAGCCCCUCUGCCAUCACCGGCUCUACGCCGCUGGGAUCUGCAGCGGCCACUAUUAACGGCAACGGCACCAGCAGCCCGCAGCAGCACGAGCAGCUCACCGGCAGCAGCUUGGCCGUUGGCGCAGGGCUAGGCCUGGGUCUAGGUCCGAUAGGAACCGGGACGGCGGCGCUGAGUCCGGGGCUGGGCCCGGGACCUGGGGAGGCAAAGCCGUUCCCUCUCGAAGCAACGCUGACGGGCCACCAGCGCUGGGUGUGGGACUGCGCCUUUAGUGCCGACUCUGCAUACCUGGUGACGGCGUGCUCGGAUCACUACGCCCGCCUGUGGGAGCUGCACAGCCAGCAGGUCAUCCGCCAGUACAAUGGCCACCACCGCGGCGCCGUCUGCGUCGCGCUCAACGACUACUCCGAAAUGCGGUGAUGGGAUAGGCCUGUCUGGCCGGGCAGGUCGGGGACGGAGCGGAUACCGGGUUAGGCCCUCGUUUAGGGCGGCAAGCGUCCCAUCCUAGCCAACUCCUCUUUUUCUAGCUGUCGAGGGCAAGCAAGCAGAUCAACGUCGGACUCGGGAAUCCUGCUCUCAUCCAUCUGGCGGUCUAGAUCGUGCGCCCGAAACACUGACCAUCAUUUCUAUAUAGCAUAGCACAGUAGGUUCCGGCGUUCGGGGAGUUUUCACGCGGGAUUUCUUCUUUGCAAUUUUUUUCCCCCACCUUUGGCCGAUCCAUCCUCCCGAGCACUGUAUGGGUGGGUUACGAUUGCGACGAUGUCAAAUAGGCGGCAGAGUAGUAAGCAAGCGAGCAAGAUGUCCAAAAUGAUGCGGCCUUGUUGCUUCUGACACCUCGGCUGGGUGCUCGGCCUCCACAAGUUGCCCAGUUCCGCUGAAUUGCCAUCCUAUCUAUGACAAAAAACGAUGCCAUUCAGAGACGGGCACUUUUGGGUUAUCUACAUGCCAACCAACUCCCUUUUUCUCCCGCAGACGUGUGACCUGAUCUGAUCCCAGUCCCAACACCGGACCCAU